AUGGCCACCAUCGCAGAGCAGAGCAAGGUGUCCUCCCAGGAGGGCUAUGUCCUCGGUCUCGAGGGAACCCCCUUUUUCACCAAGCGUUGGUUCCCAACCACCGGCGAGCCCGACGCAUACGUCGUCUUCGUGCACGGCUUUGCAGAGCACAUCCAGCGCUACGACGCGUACUUUCGCCUCCUCGCUGCCCCGCCACACAACAUCCACGUCUUUGCGUACGACAAGCGCGGCCACGGCCGUACGUCUAUCAAGCCCCUCGAGGCCGGCGCGUCAGAGGCGGCCGCCUGGAAGGCAGAGGGCAAGGACGUCAAGCUCGAGGGCAAGAAUGCGCGCGGCAAGAAUGGCGGCUGGGCAAAGGCUCUCCCGGACAUGGCCUACUUUGUCAAGCAGGAGCACGAGCGCGCCAACGGCAAGCCGCUGUUCCUCUACGGCCACUCGAUGGGUGGCGGCGAGACUCUUGGCUUUGUGACGCGCGACCCCACGGCGCACGCCGACACGCUCGCGCUGCUGAACGGCGUCAUCGUCUCUGGCCCGUACAUCAAGUCGGCCAUCCCGCUGUCUACUAUUCAGGUCAAGGUCGGCCUCCUUGCCGUCCAGCUCGGCCUGGGUAACAUGACGAUCAAGACCCCCCUCGACGCCGACGCGUUUUCGCAUGACCCCGAGGUUGCCGAAAAGGUCCUCAAGGACACGAUGUGUGAGCCGACGGGCUCGCUCAAGGCCAUCGCAGACAUGAUCAAUGGCGGCCAGUUUCUCGACACGCGCGCGGCAUGGGACAGCUGGCCGGCCACGCUCCCGCUCCUGCUCUACCACGGCGGCGCCGACUCCAUCUGCUGCGCGAAGGCCACGGUCCGCUUUGGCGACCACUGUACCGCCAAGGACAAGACGACCAAGCUUCUCGAGGGCCUCUUCCACGAACCGCACAACGAGCUGGCGCCCGAGCCGGUCAAGCUCGCGGACUUGGUCUCGGGCUGGAUCCACAAGCACACCGAGCGCGCUGGAGAGUCCCCGGCUCAGGCCAAGCUCUAG
Molecule: messenger RNA, 1026 nt
Organism: Apiotrichum porosum
Lineage: Eukaryota; Fungi; Basidiomycota; Tremellomycetes; Trichosporonales; Trichosporonaceae
Exons: 4
Coding region: 1-1026 (341 amino acids)
Cellular component (GO): membrane
Molecular function (GO): lipase activity
Source: RefSeq, a predicted model, not a curated record